Brassicogethes aeneus is the source of this 1463-nucleotide messenger RNA. NCBI's taxonomy places the organism in Eukaryota, Metazoa, Arthropoda, Insecta, Coleoptera, Nitidulidae. The record is from the annotation of a GenBank genome assembly.
CCGCUAGCUGUCACCCUAACAGAGUGUCUUUAUAACCAAAAAAUCUUUUUUGGGGUAAAUUUUUGGUUAAAUUCUUCGACGUAAAUCACAUUCUAGUCCAAAAAGCAAUAAAUAUGUCGUUUUUAACGAGGAACAUACCCAGAAUAUUGGUUCAAGCCUCGGCAAGAAAUAUUCAUACCACUGUUAACCAGAAUGCUACCGCAGUUAACCCAGCUGAACGUCCAGACACCAGAGUGAGUUGCACGUUGAUUCCGGGAGAUGGCGUUGGUCCCGAACUCGUUUAUUCUGUCCAAGAAGUGUUCAAAGCGGCCGGUAUCCCCGUCGACUUUGAAUCGUACUUUUUUUCGGAAGUUAACCCAACCCUUAGCGCUCCCUUGGAGGAUGUGGCAGCUUCGAUCGCCAAAAACCGAGUCUGCCUUAAAGGUAUCUUGGCAUCGCCUGACUACAGCCACACAGGCGAACUCGCAACCUUAAACAUGAAACUAAGAAACAACCUGGACUUGUACGCGAACGUCGUCCACGUCCAGUCGCUUCCAGGCAUCAAGUCCAGACACAAGGACAUCGACUGCGUUAUCAUUCGCGAACAAACCGAAGGCGAGUACUCGGCCUUGGAACACGAGAGCGUCAAAGGGGUGGUGGAAUGUUUGAAAAUCGUGACUGCGAGAAAAUCCCAAAGGAUUGCGAAAUUCGCCUUCGAUUACGCCACCAAGAACGGCAGGAAGAAGGUCACUGCGGUGCAUAAAGCCAAUAUUAUGAAGCUUGGGGACGGUUUGUUCUUGAAAUCUUGCGAACAGAUGGCAAAACUUUACCCAAGAAUCGAAUUUGAGCGCAUGAUCGUCGACAACUGUACCAUGCAGAUGGUAUCGAACCCGCAACAAUUUGACGUUAUGGUCACCCCAAAUUUGUACGGCAACAUCGUCGACAAUUUGGCAUCGGGGCUUGUGGGAGGGGCUGGCGUUGUUGCCGGUGCUUCCUACUCGGCCGACUGCGUGGUUUUCGAACCGGGUGCGCGUCACACCUACUCCGAAGCCGUUGGCAAAAAUGUCGCCAAUCCCACUGCGAUGUUGCUUUGUUCCGCCAAAAUGCUGAGGCACGUAAAUUUACCCGUGUACGGCCAGAUGAUUAGAAACGCCGUCGACAAAGUUUUGCAGGACGGCAAAGUGCGUACUAAAGAUAUUGGCGGCCAAUCCAGCACCCAGGAGUUCACUUAUGCUGUUAUUCACAAUCUACAGAUGCCCGCAUAAGGAGUUGAAGUAUGGUUUUUCAAACAUCAUGUAUUAUUAGCUUUUUUAUUUAAUUUAUUUAUACAAAUUGUAUAUGUAUGUUUUAAUUUAUUGAUUUAUGAUAGAACUCAAAAACAAAGUUUUAAAUAACUGUGUAAAGUUGUACAUUGAAGCUUCUCGCAGCUUAGAGCUGUAAUGUAUUGUUAUACAUUUUUAAUAAUAUAAAAACCCCAAGUAUUA